Molecule: messenger RNA, 906 nt
Organism: Sphenostylis stenocarpa
Lineage: Eukaryota; Viridiplantae; Streptophyta; Magnoliopsida; Fabales; Fabaceae
Source: the annotation of a GenBank genome assembly
AUGGCUCCUUCAACUCAAUUCUCCACCACUUUCCUCACCCUAUGUCUCUUCCAAUUCCUAGGAGGUUCGUUUUCGUCGACAUUCACGAUUGUUAACAAGUGCAGCUAUACAGUGUGGCCCGGCAUUUUAUCCAGCGCCGGAACCUCGCCGCUCUCCACCACCGGCUUUGUUUUACAGCCCGGCGAGUCCAACGUUGUCGGCGUGCCACCCGCCUGGUCUGGCCGCCUCUGGGGACGGACCCUCUGCUCUCAGGACGCCGCCGGAAAAUUCUCCUGCGUCACCGGGGACUGCGGCUCCUCGGCCGUGGAAUGCGCCGGCGGGAACGCUGCCCCGCCUGCCACUCUGGCGGAGUUCACGCUGAACGGCGCCGGCGGACUGGAUUUCUUCGACGUGAGCUUGGUCGACGGUUACAACCUCCCCAUGAUCGUGGAGCCCCAGGGAGAAACGGGCGGCGGGAACUGCACCGCGACGGGGUGCGUGGUAGACCUGAACACGCCGUGCCCGACGGAGCUGAAGGUGAUGAGCAGCGGCGAUGGGGUCGCGUGUAAAAGCGCGUGCGAAGCUUUCGGCGAUCCCCAGUAUUGUUGCAGUGGUGCUUACGCGACGCCUGACACAUGCAAACCCAGUUCCUACUCGCAGUUCUUCAAGAGCGCGUGCCCACGCGCUUAUAGCUACGCCUACGACGAUGGCUCCAGCACCUUCACUUGCGCCUCUGCGGAUUAUACCAUCACUUUCUGCCCCCAACUCUCCACAAGUUCGAUUAAAUCGGGGAACCCAGUGGCGAUGGAAACCUCUGGAGCCGACUUAGACGGAAGAUACAACAAUGUUAUGUCGGUGAUUGGUUGUGUUUUGGUGGCGUUUGUGGCAACUCAAUUUGGUGCCCUUUCACUGCCAGUGUCACAAUAA